UCUGAUCACCAUGGCAGCAAACAUCAUAGUCCACCAACAGGUGGCAGCACCUGCUAUGAAGGCCUGGAACACUGGCCUUUUUGACUGCUGUCAAGACAUGAAUUCCUGUUGUUAUGGUUUCUGGUGCUGUCCUUGCUUAGCCUGCUCCACCACGGGAGAGUUUGGAGAGAGUACCUGUCUGCCAUUAGUGGACAUCAUUGGCCCUGCUUGCAUGGUUGCCUUUGGGGUGCCUAUCAUUGUGCCACCCGCAAGUCUGUCCAUGCGGGUUGCUGUACGCCACAAAUAUGGCAUUCAGCAAAGCCUUUGUGAGGAUAUCAUGGCGUCCUGCUUCUGUGUCUGGUGCUCAUGGUGUCAGAUGGCCAGGGAGAUCAAAGACCACAAGAAGAGCUGCACUUUCACAACCAUCCAGCCUGUGGCCAUCCAAGUGCAGCCUCCAACCAUUACCAACUCAAACGUGUCCUACACAACCAAUCAACAGAGCUACACCAUGACCAGCCCACAGUCCCCCAACCAACAGGGCUACAUCAUGACCAACCCACAGGGCUACACCAUGACCAGCCCACAGUCCCCCAACCCACAGGGCUACAUCAUGACCAAUCCACAGGGCUACAUCAUGACCAGCCCACAGUCCCCAAACCAACAGGGCUACAUCAUGACCAGCCCAUCUGACCAACAUGCCAUGGCAGGCCCUUCUCAAAUGAUGUCUUCUGCUCCUAAUGCCUAUAACCCUGCUUUCAUGAUGCCCCCUGAUAUGUCUAACCAUAUGGUGAACACCACGGUCUCCACCCAACCAUCCAAAUGCUGAGCUCUGCUGCUUCAUCUAAUCACUUUCUGACAUUGCUGUAAUGUUCAGUCAGUGAAUUCAUUUGAUUUAUGAAAAUGUGUUUUUUUAUAUGGUUAAUAGUCUGAGGUCUAUUUGAUGGUAAAUGGCCUCUGCUCAUU
Oncorhynchus nerka (sockeye salmon) is the source of this 942-nucleotide messenger RNA. RefSeq lists its product as uncharacterized. The record is from RefSeq and is a predicted model, not a curated record. The transcript has 3 exons. Bases 11 to 805 code for a protein of 264 amino acids. NCBI's taxonomy places the organism in Eukaryota, Metazoa, Chordata, Actinopteri, Salmoniformes, Salmonidae.